AGAGGAGCUACGCCGCCGCGCGCCAUGGCACAGGCUGCUGUCGGCAGCGCCGACGGCACUGAGGCGCCGCUGCUUCCUUCGUCGGCGGCGGAGACGCCGCCGCCUGCACCGCGCCGGAACUGGUUCGCCUUCGCCUGCGCCACGCUCGCCUCCGUCACCACCAUGCUAAAUGGCUACAACCUCACGCUGAUGAGCGGCGCGGAGCUGUUCAUGCGGGAGGACGUGGGGCUCACCGACGCCCAGGUCGAGGUGCUGUCGGGGUCCAUGAACUUCUUCAUGCUCGCGUCCAUCCUCGCCGCCGGCGGGGUGGCCGACUACCUUGGCCGCCGCCGCACCCUCGUGCUCGCCAACGCCUUCCUCAUGGCCGGCGCGCUCGCCAUGUCGCUGAGCCACAGCUUCGCCGCGCUCAUGGCGGCGCGCUUCGUCACCAGCGUCGGCGCCGGGUUCGCCCGCGUCGUCGGCCCCGUUUACAACGCCGAGAUAUCGCCGGCGUCCACGCGCGGCGUCCUCUCAUCCAUGCUUGACAUGUUCAUCAACGUCGGCAUCCUGCUCAGCUACGUGUCCAACUACGCGUUCUCCGGCCUGCCGGUGCACCUCGGGUGGCGUGUCAUGUUCGGGAUCGGCGUCAUCCCGCCCGUGUUCAUCGUCGCCGGUGUGCUCUUCGUCAUGCCGGAGUCACCGCGGUGGCUUGUCAUGCAGGGCCGCCACGGCGACGCGCGCGCGGUGCUCUUGCGCACGUCGGACGCCCCAGCUGAUGCCGACCUCCGUCUCGGGGAGAUGAAGCGAGCCGACGCCGACGCCGAGCCACCACACGCUGCCGCACGCCACGGCGGCGGCGGUGCUGGUGGUGGUGUCUGGAAGCAGCUUCUCGUCCGGCCAUCGACAAGCGUGCGGCGGAUCCUGACGUGCGUUCUCGGGCUACAGUUCUUCGUGAUGGCGUCCGGCGUCGACGCCAUCCUCCUCUACAGCCCGCUGGUUUUCAAGGCGGUCGGCAUGGUGUCCAACUCCACCGACCUCGGCGCCACCGUCGCCAUCGGAGCGGUCAAGACGUGCUUCAUCCUCUUGGGCAUGCUCUUCACCGACCGCCUCGGCCGGCGCCCGCUCCUCCUCGCCAGCACUGCGGGCGUCGCCGUGACCACGGCCGCCCUCGCCGUGACGCUGUACAUAGGCACGAGCACGACGUCGUCGUCUUCAUCGUCGUCAACGGCGACUGCGGCGGCGUGCCUGGCGUUGGUGCUGGCCGUCGUGGCCACGUUCUCCGUCGGCUACGGGACGGUGGCGCCGGCAUACACCGCGGAGGUCUUGCCGAUGCGGCUACGCGCACAGGGCUCGAGCCUCGCCAUGGCGGUGAACAAGCUCACAGCCGCGUUGGUGAGCAUGACGUUCAUCUCGCUCGCCGACGUGAUCACCAUGCCUGGGUGCUUCUUCCUCUACGCGGCGGUGACGGCGGCUGCGUUUGUGUUCGUGUACACGAGGCUGCCGGAGACCAAGGGCCGGAGCUUGGAGGACAUGGAAGUGCUCUUCCACAAGUGAGAGCGCAGCCACAUAUAGUUUGCUAUUUCGAUCUGUCUGUUAGAUCAUCAAUAGU
Molecule: messenger RNA, 1588 nt
Organism: Sorghum bicolor (sorghum)
Lineage: Eukaryota; Viridiplantae; Streptophyta; Magnoliopsida; Poales; Poaceae
Product: polyol transporter 5
Exons: 3
Coding region: 25-1533 (502 amino acids)
Biological process (GO): transmembrane transport
Cellular component (GO): membrane
Molecular function (GO): carbohydrate transmembrane transporter activity
Source: RefSeq, a predicted model, not a curated record